ACACAGUGUACCAGUCAUACACAUUCUACUGCAUAUGACUCUUGCCUCUCUUAUUUGCAGUGGAUUGAAGUUCCCUUUGACUCACAAAUGGCGAGGACCAGGAACAGAGUACUUGUCAGAGGCAUGAUCAGCCCUCUUCAUGCAUCACUGUUUGGGCUCACAGCUGGCAUCACCGGUACAACAAUCCUCUAUCACCUUGUCAACCCUCUAACAGCCGCACUGGGUGCUACCAACCUGCUACUCUACACACUUGUAUACACUCCUAAUAUGAAGCGAAUCAGUAUCAUUAACACCUGGGUCGAAUCUAUUGUCGGCUCUAUACCACCAUUGAUGGGUUGGGCAGCUUGCACUGGUAGUUUGGAGCCUGGAGCCUUUGUACUGGCCGGAGUGCUCUAUGCUUGGCAGUUUGCACAUUUCAAUGCUCUUAGUUGGGGCCUGAGGGGAGACUACUCGAGAGCUGGUUACCGGAUGAUGGCCGUAACUGACCCGGAAAUCCCUAACAAGAUCUCCUUCUCUCACUUCCCUCAGCUCUGAUGAGCAGCCACCCAAAGAAGAGGUUCCACUAGUGGCAACAGAUGAAGGAUUCUGUGACUCAAGCCAACCUAAGCUGUGGCCUGUCAACACGAGAAGUAAUGUCCUGCAGCUUGUGGAAUUGAGUCUUUAACGGCAGAUUCCAAGAUGAGUGGAGUGGAGUGUGUGGCCUGUCAGAUCAA
Halichondria panicea is the source of this 713-nucleotide messenger RNA. Its product is annotated as protoheme IX farnesyltransferase, mitochondrial-like. Bases 88 to 534 code for a protein of 148 amino acids. Gene Ontology annotation, cellular component: mitochondrion; membrane. The transcript is spliced from 2 exons. Gene Ontology annotation, biological process: heme A biosynthetic process. The record is from RefSeq and is a predicted model, not a curated record. Lineage: Eukaryota; Metazoa; Porifera; Demospongiae; Suberitida; Halichondriidae. Gene Ontology annotation, molecular function: protoheme IX farnesyltransferase activity.